CCUCAGUCUUUCAAGGGUUGUUGUUAAUGAUGGGAGGUGUCGAGGUUUAAGAUUUGCUUUUUAACGAUAUUAUUUGUAAUAGAUAUACUGCUGUGAAGAUGGCAUCAGUGUGGAGGAAGAACAUUAAAUACCAUUCCUUGAGCCCUGCUGUCAGCUGUUCCCGUCUUCGUCAGGUUCAGUCAAUCCUGAGCGACAGCAGCAAGUCCAAACCAGAUGGGAUCCUGUGUAUUCUUGGAAUUGACAGCAGGUACAAUCAGGGCUGCAUCGAGCUGGCCAACUACCUGCUCUUUGGUUUGUACAAUCAGAAUAACGUGGACCUGGAGAGGACAGAGUUCCCAGAGGAGGUGCUAGAUGAUGUGAUACUAUUGAUAAAGUCAGAGAGUGUCCACCUGUACUGCAACCCUGUAAAUUACAGCUACCUUCUACCUUAUGUUGGCCACUGGAGAAACCUACACUUCCACUGUAUGACAAAGACUGAGUAUGAAGACGAGGAGGCUGCAGAAGAGUUCAAAAUCUCCAGCUUUGUGGACAUGGUUCAGGACUGCGGCCGUAUUGGAAUUCCCUACAGCUCCCACGGGCACAUUCAGAAGUUUGACAUCUUUGUUGUGGAGAAGUGGCCCAUCAUCCAGGCUUUUGGUCUUGAAGGAAUCGGAGGAGGUGGCUUUUUUACAAUGAAGCACGAGCUGACUGACGUGAGCGAGAAACUCUGGCAGACUUACAGUAAGAUGGACCCUGUUGCCUUGGAGAUCCUGCUCACAGAGGACUUAGUGACAUUUGAGAAACAGUGGGCCAGCUUCUACUCCAACUUUGACAUUGAAAGCCAUUCUUCCAUCAUGGAGCUGUCUGAGGCACAGGCUGGGGAGCCCUUUCGCAGUUAUUUUACACAUGGACUGAUUUCUAGCCACAUUGCUGGCAAAUGUAAAAGCCGACAGCCUUUUGUGCUUUUUGGGUGUCACUCCACAAGAGAGGACCUGAACUCUUACUGCUUCAGCUUUCCAUCAGAGGGGCACCAGGUUCGGAACACGGGGAUUGGAGGGGCCGCUGCCAAGCACAUGGUUGUACAGUGCGUGGCCCCUAAAGGACCCUUGGCGUGUGCACGGACCUGUUUCUUUGGAACUACUCAUAUCCCAUACUUGGACAGAAACUUUAGCUGCACAGACAGACAAAGGGGGAAUGACAAUGAACAGUACAAGAAAACGGAACUGAUGAUUUUGUCUCAGAUCUAUGAAGCUACAGUCCAAGCUGUGCUGGCUGGUAUCCAAUGCUAUUCUUGCACAUUUAACACAACCAAGGCAAAGGACAUGGCAGAUCAGACAUUCCAGUCAUCCCUGGAUUGCUGCAAUCUUGCACAGUAUAAGAAUGCACUCCGAUCCAAAACCACAUUCUACAUUCAAGCUGUGAAUAAUGAAGGAAGAACUGUUCCUUUGGAAAAUGAUGGUAGUAGGUUCUUAGUCAAAACUGCCUGCAUGACUGUGUAUGACGUUCCAGACUUACUUGGCGGGAGAGGAGUUCUGGGUUCAGUAGUAUUCUCAGAAUCAUUCCUGGAGUCUUGUUUUUUUGUGAAAGAACAAGAUGGCAGUAUUUCCACAGAUAGCCUUUUUACCAUCCUGACGGCAUCCAUUCCAAUAUAUGUCUCCUGGCUCGUAGAGGACAAUGAUGUUAAGCUAUCUGAGAAGGCACAGCAGCUACUAAAGGAUAAGGAAGAGACCUGCCUUGGAAGCCCCCUUUCUGUUGGAGAAACGGCUUUCAUUUACUCCAGCAGCAUGCUGGCCUGGCCAGAGGAAGGUAAAAUCAGUUUCUUCUCAGAAGGAAUUCUAUUUAUCCAUCCUCACUUUGGUUGCGUCACUAUCUACAAGAAUUUGAUCAAUGCACUCAAGUUUUAUGAUGGGGACUCCCCCAGUGUAGUUGCUGUCCUCCUUGUUGAAUAUAAGAGAUCUCUGCUCCCUCACUUACCCUUCCAGCUUCACUCCACAUCCAACUGUCUCGCCAUUGCACUGUUGCCCAAAUCCAAAAGCUACAAGGCUUUCUAUUCACAGGUGCUGGCUACAUGGAAACAGCAGUUAGACGAUUCUGGAAUUGUGCUGAAGAUGGUACGAAGUGAGCAACUGUCAGAAGAACAAACAAACAUGCACGCCAAGCUGCAAAAACUCUGGGAGAGUCAUUCAGUCCCAGUGGGUGAGAGGUGGUGCCAUCUUAAAGUUGCCUCAGCAGAGCUCCUACAGCUGGAAACAUUCAUGAUGCAUUUUGAAGUCAGUAGUGUUGGCAAGGAGCCGGUGAAAAGCACUCACCUUCCUGCACUCUUUCAUCAGACCAGUUUAUCUGCAAACAUCCAUGAGGAAACUGAAAAGGUGGUAAUCACCAUCAUUACAGGGCUUCCUGGAAGCCAUAAAGACAGCCUUGGCAACUUUCUAGUAAAUCUGAACAAAGAACAUGGAAGGUGGGUGGUUUAUCGGCAAGCACCUGAUGGCUGCAAUAAUUUCAGUGCCGUGAACUUCCAGCGUUACCUGUCAAGUGUCCUUGAGACCCAGCAGGGCCGCAGUUCUAGACAAUCAGUCUACACGCGCAAGAGAGUGAGACUGCUAGUGAUCACUCCUGGAUACACAGAUGCCAUCGAUGCUGUGCAGGCUGUGCAGGCUCACCCUGACCCCAACAUUCAGUCUGCCUUCACUGUGGGCGCAGUCACAGCCUGCGUGGAUCCACUCAGCAGCUACAUGGAGCACAGAUUUCUAUUUCCAAAGUUCUUGGAGCAGUGUUCUCAAGGUGUGGUUAGCAAUGUAGUUUUCACUGGCCUGACUGGCGAGCAGAGACACCCCCUGCUCCUGCAGCUCCAGCACCUCAUCCGAGCUGCCAACCCCACCGCAGCCUUCAUCCUUGCUGAGAAGGGGGCCGUCACCAGGAAUGAAGACGUGGAGCUGAUUUUAUCUGGGAGCAUUUUUACAGAACCUAGUCUGCUAAGAUCACGAUAUUUAAUGUAUCCUGGCUGGAGUGAUGGCAAAUUCAGUUCUGGACCUGUCUUUCCAUCCAUGACCCUGAUCACUAUCCGUUUCAGUCGAUCUCUGGAGAAGCCCCGCUUCAUGGCUCGCUGUAAAGCAUUAAAGUCGUCACUGAAACCAAAUCCGUUCGCUGGAAAUGUGUACAACAUCCAGGGUAGAAUUAGAUUUUCAGACUCUGAGAAGGUGAUUGAAGUGAACCACCACACCCUGACCAACAGCCUGAGCCUGCUCCCUGUGCAGGAGGGGCCCUCCCCCCCUUCUCAGAAUGGGGGCGCCAGGCAGGAACCCUCAGACUGCUUUAUCGUGUUUGACGGCAUCAGUCUGAGUGAGGAAGCCUUGAGGGAUUGGCUCAGACAGUGUGCCAAGCAGAACUCUCCAAAGAAAGCUCUGAAGAGACACGAGACCUUGACAAUGCAGGAAAUCAAGAACAUUCAUGUGAAGAGACACUUGGAACCCCUUCCGGCCGGAUACUUUUACAACGGGACCCAGUUUAUUAACCACUUUGGAGAGAAAAUGGACUUCCAUCCAUUGAUGGAGCAGUUUAUCUCUGAGUAUGUGGAGGAGGCCAACCGGGAGAUUGAGAGGUACAACCGUGAGCUGGAGCAGCAGAGGCACGUGGACUUGUUUGAGCCUUAAAGGUUGUCCGCCUGCUCCACAACCACAGAUCAUUAUCACACACAACACAACAGCGGACCUUACAGAGGGGCUGCAGCAGCCCUCUCGUUAGCAUGCAUUAAACCAUACUUGGAUAUUCCAUGUACUAGGGAAUGGGACUAGGGUUUAACAGCAGCCUAUAAAAGAAGUGAUUUAUUGUAAUUCACACACACACGAAAACACUCCAAACAGUCAUUUGAUACAACACACACCUGUCUGUUUACCCAAAGUUUCAAAGUGUGAGACAGGCCAACCCAGUCUCACGAGAGAAACGUUAACAGAUUAACGUUUCUGCAUUUCUGCUUUCUGGGGAAAAAAAAGUUACGUGGGAACCGUUUUCAAUUUCAACCACAGUGCUUUGCAGCAGCUUUUGUCGAAAUUCUCUUUUUGUAUUUAUUUCUGUGAACAUUAGUUUAUGGAUAAUCUUGUUUGCUUUUAAACCAAUUAAAUUGUUACAAAACAAUUACUAUUAUUUAGUCUGUUAGUUUUAAUUCUGUACAUGGUCUUGUAGUAGUGCUAAAAUAUACACUGCUUUUUUUCUUUAUAUAUUUACCCGAAACCUUGCUUAAUAUAAUUUUAGGAAAUGACAUGUCAGCACUGUACUGAAUCCAGAGCGCGCCUGACAAUGAAAAUAAAAAUACGGCUGAAAGCAAAACAGUAUUCGGUUCAACAGAGACAGUCGGUAGCUUCAAAACAAAUAAGCUAAAUGCUCCGUGUCUAUCUGUGUAUCGAUAAAUGUACCGCCCCUGCUUGCCAUGCAGCGCUCAGCCAAUAGGCAGGGACAGGACGUUGAAAAGUAUUGUGGGAUAUGUGGGAUCGAGUCAUAGAAGCAAAGGUAUAUUUCAAAGUUUUAAAACGACAUUUCCCAUAAUUCUUUUCAACUUUUUUUCCCUCAGAAAGCAGAAAUACAGUAAUUUUAAUCUGUUAACGUUUCUCUUAACUGGGUUGGACAGACACAGCUGUUUCACUAGCUGCAGCAAUGAGGGGCAAUGCAUUACUGUGUGGUAUUAAUCUUCAAGAUGGAUUAGGCUGCAGAAAAUAAAGCAGAUUGAAUAACAAAAGAGUGGGACUAAAGCUAGAUGUGAGUAUGGAAAUAAUGUUGCCCCAUUAGGGGAUGCCAGUCACUUCACCACUUAUACUUCAGUUCCAUUCCAGCUGUAAAACUUGAUGGUAGCAGCACCGCUGUGCUAGUAUGAUCUAAGUCAGGUUGAAUGGGUGGUCUGCCUAAUUAAACAAUCACUUUUAAAUGUUUAGAACAUGCUCGGCUACAUUUUGUAGUUACCUAGCGGAACGUGGUUGGGCAUGAUGAUCACUUUGAAUGGUUGACUGGUACCUAAACAGUCAAUCAGCAUACUAUAGAGGCUGUAUUUGAUUUUGAGAAGCUUAAUGCACCAGUUUCGUGGGCCAACAAUUUCUGUAGACCAUUCCACUUCAUUGCGGGUGGGGAGGGUGGGGAUUGAUUUCUUGGGUGUCUUUAAGAAUGCCUGAGAGAGGUUCUGUAGGAAGAAGCAGCAGUAGCAAUGUACUAAAGCUGAUAUGUUACUUAUGCUAUGCAUGACUCGUGUUUGUCUAUUGAAAUGAGUGCCUGAACGGCUAACUAAUCACUGUUACUAAAAGGGGGUUAUCAGUGCUUAAAAAGUAGCAAAACUUUUUUUAAAAAGCUCUGGUAAGGUCAAAUCUGUAUCCUUAUUUGUCUAAGUGUGAGAACAUACUCACAAAAACUUUAUUCAAUAGCAGUUACAAUUUAAAGUCAAACUAAAUGACAGAAGAGAUUCUGUUUUAAAAGAAUGGGAGUGGGUUGAGAUUUUUAAUGAAAGUUAACUUUACCUUCACAGAGAUUUAACAUACAGCCUCAGCUGUUCAUUAUUAGGAAAACAAAUCUGUCAACAUCUCUGCAUUUAUACAGGGUAUCCCCCUAUAAGCCCAUAUGUGGCUCCAAGCUGGGGUAGGAAAUAAAGUCUACAUUUCUGUUGACACUUGACAAUUCUUUACAUUUGCCAUCUUUGACAUCCAAUGAAUGUAUGGAAGACAGUGAUGUUUACUUUUACUUUUACACAUGAUUUAGGCCUUGUAAACUACUGACCUAGAAGCCAGGUGUAUUACUAUCUGAUUCCUUCCCACUGUGUCAUUGCCAUUUAAAUACAUGUGGUGUUGACACUGUCUACAGGCUUGUCUACAACUCUGAUUGGUUUUUUAUGUUGUUUACAAGCCACUCAUGUAGGUAUGAUAAAGAUUUGACCUUGGAGUUAAUUCUGUACAGAGCGAUCAGUAUUGGUUUAGAACCUGCAAUGCUGAAGGCCUGGAACUGGAAAACAGAUUAAAGAAUUGAAGUUGUUUCAAGUCCCCUCUGGUUACUUGAAAGCACUGCUGGCCCCUGCAUGUUAGUUCUGAAAUAUUUCAAUGUAUUAACUGACAAAGCCAUAUGCUUUAAAGCAGUAGUCGUACCACUGUUGUAUCUGAAACUAGCGUGUAAUAGCUUAAUGAAAAAUAAAAAAGCAGUUACUUCAGCCUCCUUGACGGGCUGUGACAUGUGAAUCCGGAACAACCUAUAUGAGAGACCUUUUUAAAUUCUCUUGCUGGUGUUUUGGGAAGGAAUCGCAUGAGAUCACGUAAUGCUCUUGUUAGCUUAUUAGCGUGCAAGUGCAGUUUACUCAAUAAUUGUCAUAGGCUUUGCUAUGUACUGUAAUUCCCUUCUGACAACUUUUUAAGGACUGCUUUUGUGGGUUAGAAAAAGAGUGGUAUGCAUUAGGAACCCUGUUUGUUAGUGUGAAUAACCUGGAUCAAGGAGAUCCAGGUUCCAAAUCCCUGGGUGACUGUGCAGAGGAGUGACUAUUUGACCUCUCAUAACUGUACAUACUGUGCAAGCAGGGCUAACUAUGAAUUAUUUGCUGGUUUUGUUGAUUUGAAUAAUAAGAGGUCUGCACAGGCCUCCGAAAGUGAGAAGGAUAUCUAAUCCUCAGGCUGAUUUUAAAAUAAAUAAAUAAUAAUAAAUGCUGCUUUCUCCUUGGCAGUGGUAUGACAUGCCGAUUUUCUUUUAAU
This is a messenger RNA of Polyodon spathula (Mississippi paddlefish), 6686 nucleotides long. RefSeq lists its product as uncharacterized. NCBI's taxonomy places the organism in Eukaryota, Metazoa, Chordata, Actinopteri, Acipenseriformes, Polyodontidae. The transcript is spliced from 38 exons. Bases 99 to 3629 code for a protein of 1176 amino acids. The record is from RefSeq and is a predicted model, not a curated record.